This is a messenger RNA of Closterium sp. NIES-65, 3149 nucleotides long. The record is from the annotation of a GenBank genome assembly. Lineage: Eukaryota; Viridiplantae; Streptophyta; Zygnematophyceae; Desmidiales; Closteriaceae.
GUGUUUGCCAUGCGUUACGCCAUCUUUUCUCUCUUGCAUGCACAUCACUGCCUGCACUCUUUCCCUCAUCACCCCUCCUUCUCUUCUACGUUUCUUCGCUCGCCUUGCUUUUCCGUCAUCCAAUCGGCUCUCCUUGUUUCCUGAUUUCUCCCUUGCCUCUCUUUCCUCCCCCCUCUCCUCCCACCCAUUUCCACUUCACACCACCACCCAUUACCUUCAGAAAGCUCCAAACCCUAGCACCGGAUGAAGACCCUCUCUUUCCCACAGUACCCUUUUCCACCUAUCUACACCACCACCCCUCCCAUGCCCCCUCCGCCUCUGCCGCCCCUCCAACCCUCCACACGUCUCCUCCCCCUACAUUCCCCCCAUCACCGGUCCCUUUGCCUGUGCAAUCUCCCUUGUUGCCAGAAGCAGCAGCAGCAGCAGCAUCAUUAGCAGCAAGAUGUGCAGCAGAGGGGGGGAGGGGAGAGGCAGGCAAGGAGCGAUCAGAGCCAAGGGGUGCAGCAGGCGGGGACGUGGACGGGGUGAGGGAUGAAUGGGCGGGUGGGGAAGCUGGGGCGUGUGGGGGAACAGGAGGGUAUACAGCAGCAGGUGAGAAGAUAGGGCGUGGUGAGGCUCCUUCAGCUUUUCACACUCCUGCUCCUGCUUUUGACACUACAAGUGCUGCUGAUGCUACAGCUGCUGAUGCGGGUGCUAACACAGGGCAGCUUCCAACCCAUGGGGAUGGUGAUGCAACAACUGCCGCUCCUCCUGCUGAUACAACUGCUACCGCUGCGACAGCGGCUGUGGGGGGGAGGGGCGUGGUGGGUAUGGUGGAGGGGUGGUUUGGGCGAAGGCAGGGGUGGGGGAAGGCCAAGAAUGGCGGACCUGGGGCACAGCAGCAGGGUGGUAGCGCGAGCAUGGUGAGCGAUGCCAGUGGUUCUGCUAGCCAUGUUGCCUCAUCUGUUCCUGCUCCACCGCUUGACCCUGCAACUGCUGCUGCUGCUGCUGCUGCUGCUGCUGCUGGAGCAGGUGAGUAUGGGGAGAGAGGCAGCAGUGCUGGCAGUGGCAGCAGCAGCGGCGGCAGAAGGAGUGGCAGCAGCGGUGGUGGCACAAGUGGGAGUCAUACGGGGAGCAGAGCAAUGGCGGUGCAAGUGAUGGUGGGGGGAGGCAGCAUGUCGCUCGUUGCCCUUUCUCGCAAGAUUAAGAAUGCCAGACAAGCCAACCUUUCAAGUUCAACCCCAGGCACCGCCAGUGCUGCUGGCGGUCAGGGCAGUGGCAGCAGCAGCAGCAGUGGCAGUGGCAGUGGCAGUGGCAGUGGCAGUGGCAGUGGCAGUGGCAGUGGCAGUGGCAGUGGCAGUGGCAGUGGCAGUGGCAGUGGCAGUGCAGCAGCGGGUGGGGCGCGGGGGGAGGAGAAGGAAGCGGGUGGUGGUGCGGAGAGGGAUGGGGGAAAGGUGGAAGAGAGGGAGGCACAGGGGGGGUUAGAAGCAGUGUUGGGGGAGAGAGUGGGGGAUGGAGGGCCAGGGGUGGUGUGGGUGGGGGGCCUUGUGACUCAAGGCGCGGAGGCAGGUGGUGGUAAGGUGGGGAUAGAGGCGGAGCGAGGGGUGCAAGCUGGGAGAGCGAAAGGGGGAACGGCUGGGGAAGGGGUAGGAGAGGGCGGGGAAAGGCGUGGUGCAGUGGAAGGGAGGGGCGAGGCUGGUAGCAGGGCGUUACACUCUGAGAACGGUGUGAGUGGAAGGGAUGACGUGAGGGUAGGAGGGGUGGUGGAAGGACGAGGAGGGAAGGGGCGAGGGGGCAGCGGCGGUGGUGCAUGGGAGAUGGCGGAAGCAGGGGAGGAGGAGAGACGCGCUGGUGACGGCAUGCUGCAGGCAGAGUCGCAGGUAGUGACUGCUGGGGGGUGCAGUCUGUGCGCACAGGAGGUGUAUGCAGCACAUGCAGGGCCUAUCACUCGCUGCCGCUUCUCCCCUUCAGGCGCCAACAUCGCUAGCGCCUCGGCGGAUGGCAGUAUUAGAAUAUGGGAGCCGGAGAUCUCAGAGGGAGCAGCGGAGGGGCGGGGGGUUGCCGGCGUGGUGGUGCGGGGGCAGAGGGACGCGGCGAUCCUGGGGGAUGCCCCUGUGCAGGCGCUUGAGUGGGACGCCAAGUCCGACCGCCUGCUGCUGGCAGGGCUGGCAGACGGGCAUGUGAAGGUGUGGAACGCACACUCCAAGCACAUGCUCUCAGACGCCCCCCACCCACAGCCCUACACCAGGGGACUUAAGAGUUGCCUUCUCUGUGUGGGUGCACGUGCUCUGCAGACUGCUGGACAUUCGUUCCAGCCCAUCAGAGCAUCUUUUCGCAUGUGCUGCAGCAGCCUUCGACCACCCGCACCACUCUCCACCCCUCACAUCAUCUCUCCAACCCACGUGAGUCUCAUACUCUUUCCUUUCUCUCUCUUCCCCCGCGUGCGUCAUCGGCCCGUCAACCACUCCCCCCACCUGCACCGCAUGGAUGCAUAUCCCUCUGGAGCCUCCGCACCAUGUCACUCCAGUCCCUCUGCUGUCUCUGUCCCUUCCACCCCUCCCCAAUACACUCCUCUGUCUGCAGACGUGAAUGCGGCAUCGCAGAUCGCCUGCUGGCCUGUCACCCUGCCAGGCACCUCCCCCUCCUCCUCUGCGCACCCCCUCUCCCCUGCUGUCUGUGUGCGCUUCCUCUGGGACCACUCCUCGCUCUUCUCGCUCUCUGCUUCAGGCCAGAUAACGGAGUGGAGUCUGCACCAGCAGGGCCAGCUGUUGCGUCACUUCGAUGCAUCCAGUUACUGCAUGCACCCACCAGGCAACACAGGGCCAGUCCCAUCCACCCAUGGCUCUGGGGGCUCUGACGCCCACUCGCACUCGCACUCGCACUCGCACUCAGAGACCCAGUCCCAAGCGCUGUCCCCACGCGUACCGCUGCUCUCAGCGCGCUCGCUCCUGCUGCCGCACGAGCUGGCCAUUGACUCGCAGGGAUCUCACCUCCUCACCACCUCCUCCUCCCACUCACCCCAGCUCCUCGAUCUACGUCUCUCCCAACCAGCAUGGCACAGAGCGGCCACGCAUGCAGCGCCAGUCACCACAGUCGACUGGCACCCCACAGCUCAUGCCUUUGCUUCGGGCUCUGCAGACCACACCGUGCGGGUCGUCUCCCUCUCAUGA